AUGGGCCGAGACGGGAGCAUCGUGCCAGCUGAUCCGCAAGGGAUAGUGAAGAAGAGGGCGGCAGGUUCGCGUUGCUGGAUCCUGAUGGACGCAACGGGGCAGAGCUCCGUGUUGGACGCCGACAAGUACGCCAUAAUGCACCGAGCCCAAAUUCAUGCUCGCGAUCUUCGCAUCCUCGAUCCCCUCCUGUCGUAUCCUUCCACAAUACUCGGCCGUGAGAAGGCCAUUGUUCUCAAUUUGGAGCAUAUUAAGGCGAUUAUUACUGCCAAAGAGGUGUUGCUCCGAGAUCCAAUGGAUGAUAAUGUUGUGCCUGUUGUUGAGGAACUACGGAGGCGAUUGCCUCCUGCGAACUCUAAUCUUGAAGGUCAAAGUGAUGGAAAGGAGAUAGCUGGGCAACAGGAUAUUGAUACUGGUGAAGAAGAUGAAUCUCCGUUUGAAUUCCAGGCUCUGGAGGUGGCUUUGGAAGCCAUUUGUAGUUAUCUUGCUGCACAAACAACAGAACUGGAGACUGCUGCUUAUCCUGCUUUGGAUGAACUCACUUCCAAGAUUAGUAGUCGUAACCUAGAUCGGGUUCGUAAAUUGAAGAGUUCAAUGACACGGUUGACAGCUCGGGUUCAAAAGGUGAGAGAUGAGCUUGAACAAUUACUGGAUGAUGAUGAUGAUAUGGCUGAUCUUUACUUAUCCAGAAAAUUGGCUGGUGCAUCUCCUGUAAGUGGCUCAGGGGCCACCAAUUGGUCUCCUGCAUCUCCUACUAUAGGAUCCAAGAUAUCUAGAGCAAGUAGGAUGAGUACAGCUACAUUUCAUGAUGAAAACAAUGUUGAGGAGCUGGAAAUGUUGCUUGAGGCUUACUUCAUGCAAAUUGACGGAACGUUGAACAAAUUGACUACAGUAUCUGGACAAUCACCGAAACCAGUUGAUUCAGGUGCUAUAUUUGGCAUGAAUAUUCCGUAUACAUGGAAUGAUAAUCAUGGAUACGUGUUUAAAUGGGUGGUCAUCUUUGCAGGACUGUUAUCAGCUGCCAUAUUUGCAAUUAUAAUUUUCUAUUCUCGCUACAAGGGUCUUGUUGGAUCUUAA
Molecule: messenger RNA, 1074 nt
Organism: Thlaspi arvense
Lineage: Eukaryota; Viridiplantae; Streptophyta; Magnoliopsida; Brassicales; Brassicaceae
Source: the annotation of a GenBank genome assembly